Fimicolochytrium jonesii is the source of this 1406-nucleotide messenger RNA. RefSeq names its product Translin. NCBI's taxonomy places the organism in Eukaryota, Fungi, Chytridiomycota, Chytridiomycetes, Spizellomycetales, Powellomycetaceae. Gene Ontology annotation, cellular component: cytoplasm; nucleus. Gene Ontology annotation, molecular function: RNA endonuclease activity; sequence-specific DNA binding; RNA binding. The transcript has 6 exons. The record is from RefSeq and is a predicted model, not a curated record. Bases 291 to 1325 code for a protein of 344 amino acids.
GGCGUCGGGUGGAUGUGGGCGGGUCCGGUUGCCAACGGAGUUCCGGCGGCCGUGGGAGGCCGUGUUGGGAAGCGGCGGACUGUUUUGGAGGUCUGGCUGCCCAUAGCUGGAGUUUUCCUUAUCGGGGGUGUGUGUGUCGGUUUCUUUGCUGCUGUCUUUUCGAGAGCGUUUGAUGUCGCCGCACCUCCGAGUCUGCCCAUCCUCAUUUUCCAGGAUUGAACUGAAAGUUCGCACCGAGACACCACCACACGCUAUCCACUAUCUUCAGCAAAGCAGGUCUUAUCGCCGCAAUGAAAGCGUCGUCACCCGUCACCGCAGGCCUAAAGAGGGAGACCCCGACAUCGCCCGCCUCGCCUUCAGAAACCGCCGACGUCCAACCAAAGAAACUCAAACUCGAAGAUGACCAUCCCGUUGAGUCAACCACGUCUUCCACCAGCAACCCCGACCGACAACCAUAUUCUUCACGUGGAGGACGGGGGCGAGGAGGAGGCGGACGUGGUGGGCAUGGUCACUCCGGACAUAAUGCGGGGCGUCCUGUUCUCAAACGCACGAUGAAGGCUGGGGCGGACCCGCAGAUUGCGGCGCUUUUUGAGAACGUUACGGGGAUUUUGGAUGAUAUGUACGAUAGGAGGGAACGAAUCAUUAAGACUUCGAGGGACAUCACGAUCGGAAGCAAGCGAAUGAUUUUCUUACUCCAUCGAAUAACAACAACCGCAGACACAGCAUCCCUCUUCACCGAAGCCCACGCCAAGCUAGCCGACCUCCAACAUCUUUUCGCCAUAGUCCUUCCCGAUCUCCACGGUCCGGACUUCUGGAAACACCACCGCGCAAUCCAACCCGGCCUCGAAGAGUUCAUCGAAGCCGUCUCGUUCCUCUGGUUUCUCGAGAAGGGGAGACUCGUCACAAAGGAAGAGGUGCAGGAGUGCGUUGGGAUUGGGCAGGGCGAUGCGAAUGUGGAAGGUGGUGCAGCGACGGAGACGAUCGGUGACAAGGAGAAGAGGGUUCUGGUCACAAAUGAAGACUAUGUGAUGGGUUUGGGGGAUCUGACGGGCGAGUUGAUGCGGCAUUGCAUCAAUUUGAUCACGAGAGGCGACCAUGUGGGUGCUCAGACAAUUUGCACGUUUAUGAGGAACUUUGCGGCCGAGUACGAGGCGAUCUCAGCCGACUUCUCACCAGCCCGCAAAAAGGUCCCUGCCAUGGUUGCCAGUCUCCGCAAAGUGGAAAAUGCAUGCUACACAGUGAAAGUCCGCGGGGCGGAAUACCCACCCGAUCGUCUGGCCGAGUUUCUCAUGUCUCUCGACCACUCCGGCGCUCGUGACGAGUGAUCAGUGAUGAAUCACAUUGUGGCAUGCUGUACGGUACAUAUCAGCAACGCAACCAAUAAUUUGCGCAGAUAUCAACCCCCU